AUGGAUUGGUUUAACAGCGACCAACGCCAGAUGGACGAUUUCGUGAACUCCCAGAACUGGCAAGUGCCGCCGACACCCGAUCCAGAUGCAACGCCUAGUCCCGGGCUGCCUACCAAUAUGGACAUGGAAUCGCCAGUUAGCACUGAUGAGUACGAUAUCAGCGAUAUGGAGCCCGCUCAACGGAGGGGCAAGGGCAAGGGCAAGGUUGCCGAUGAGGAUGGGCCGAAGAAGUAUAGUCCGCAGGAGACAAUGUGGCCGGCCAAGAACUAUGUCGACGUCUCCGAGGACGCUAUGGUCGGCAACCAGCAAAGCGGCAAAGUGUUAUGGCAGCGGAUUGCAGACAAGUACAACGCUGGUCAACCCGAAGGCUCGUUCGAGUGUACCUAUGUGAAGCUACGCAAGCAUUGGGGUCGGGUGCAGAAGGAGAUUAACAAGUGGAAUAGCAAGUGGACUAACGUAGUCCGGAUGUGGCCGAGCGGGCACAACGAGAUGGACCUUGUGGACAAGGCCAAGGCAGAUUACUUCGCUGACGGGAAGAAGCACUUCAAGUAUUUCGACGUUUGGAAGCUUGUCGAGAAGAGCCCGAAGUACACCGGUGGGGCUGAAGCGGCGGCGAAGAGAACCAAAGUCGCCGCCGGACACUACACUUCGAGCGAAGGAGGUCCGCCAAUCGACCUCAACGUGACAGACGAGGACUUCUUCCUCUCAUCUCCUGGUACUGAAAGCCGUCCGAUGGGCACAAAGGCGGCAAAGAGGAAAGCAAAGGGGAAGGCAACUGCGAGCUACUCCGCUAUGCCGCCGCCGCCACCCAAUCCUUCCUUGGACAAGAUAUCAGACUCUAUGUCGGAUAUGAGUAUUAUGUUGCGGAUGGGCCAACUGAUGGAGUUGACAUCGAGGGAUACCUCGAGAAUGUCGGAGUACGAGCUCGAAUUGCACCGUGAGAUGAUCGAAUACCUUCGCGCACAAAUGAAGAAAAAGUAG
Molecule: messenger RNA, 981 nt
Organism: Salvia hispanica
Lineage: Eukaryota; Viridiplantae; Streptophyta; Magnoliopsida; Lamiales; Lamiaceae
Product: glutathione S-transferase T3-like
Source: RefSeq, a predicted model, not a curated record